Molecule: messenger RNA, 2989 nt
Organism: Brienomyrus brachyistius
Lineage: Eukaryota; Metazoa; Chordata; Actinopteri; Osteoglossiformes; Mormyridae
Gene: syt15
Product: synaptotagmin XV
Exons: 7
Coding region: 1661-2974 (437 amino acids)
Biological process (GO): regulation of dopamine secretion; regulation of calcium ion-dependent exocytosis; calcium-ion regulated exocytosis
Molecular function (GO): calcium-dependent phospholipid binding; phosphatidylserine binding; syntaxin binding
Source: RefSeq, a predicted model, not a curated record
GGAAGAGGGAGGGAGAGAAGAACAGCUUUCUUAUUUGCUUUCCUGGUUUCCAUCAUUGCUUCCUCUUAGGAAACACUGUGGAAUGAUUAUCCGACCAACCAUGUGUUGUAGAACCGUCAGUUUUCUUUUGCUCUUUGCCUUAAGUAGCAGCAGAUGAUCUCAGAACUAAAAUGUCCAGUUAUGUAAACAGAGGAUGACAGAGUGAAGCUGAAAUGCACUGGUCACAGACAGACCACACAAAGUGCACAUCUGCUUCUUUCCUUUCCUUUACUUCUCUUCUCUUCUCUUUUUGGUUUAGCCCUGUUUUAAUAAACCACACAGUCCUGAAAGGGUUAGACACAUUUCGGGAAGAUAGAGAUUGUUUAAAGGAUAAUCUGGGCCUGCAGAAAAGAAAUAGUGUGAAACAAUGACCCUCUGAGGGAGAUUUGGGCCUUUCAGCUAUUAGCCUUUAUUUCGGUGUAAAAUUGCAUCGCUGUGUUUUGUCCUCAGUAGUAACAGUUUUCAUACAGCUGCUUGGCUGAGCCUCACAUGCACUGGAAAUGAAAGAACAACAGUGUGAGCGCAGCGCUUUCAUCACACUUGUCACACAUUAUUUCUCUCCCAGAAAGUAUCCAUCUUAAUGCAUCACUUCAGACAAGGAGAGGUGGGCGUGGCCAAAAGCCUCCCUGCCCAUCUGACCAGGGCGGCUUCUCCAAAGCAUUUUGAACACCUUUUAUGAAGGCCUCUACAGUCGAGCCUGUCUUUCACCUCUCACCUCUCUGCUCAUCGACUGUCCCUCCUGUUCUUCUGAGAGAGAUCUCCUCAGUGCAGGUCCACACACAUUUGAAAUCCAAACAGCACCAGCAGACAUCUGUCUAUUCCUUCUCAGGCAAAAUGAGGAGGACACUGAAAGAGCAUCUGUUAAUGAAGGUCCAUCGUCAUGCCUUUCCAGUGCUAUGGGAUUUCGCCCCGAUCAGCUCUGCUCACCGGAAGAGUGCAGGUUCUCGUCCCAGCACGGAGCUGCUGUUGUGUCUUUGAGCUGACAUCCUUAACCUUGACACCUUCUGUCGAUGGCCAGCGUUACAAAGAGCAUAGACUCGCGAGCUUUAUAAAUUGCUGUAUAAUAAACGCUUCUCUUUACAUACCGCCUCCCAGUGGUGGCUGGUGGAUGGGCAGUUAAACACGUAUAUCCAGACUGAUAGUCACAGGCCUGAAAAACCUGGAUAAGAAAUCUCGGCCUUGACCGGGUUCCGUGGGAAUCCCACAGCUGGUGGUGAUGCGAGGGGCAGUCGGAGCGCCAUCGGCCAGCAAGCAAACACCCUGGUGUAACUUCUCGUGGGGAUUUCCAGAAGGUUCCAGAAGGGUUAUGCCUACAACUGGCAGGAAACAUUACAGAAGCUUCUGGAAGGGUAGCGAGAGCCAACAGUGAGAUUCUAGCAUGUUGAAGGUCCAGAUGGACCACGACAGCUUCAAGCCUCAGACCAAAUCAAGCAGCAGAAGAAGUUGAACUUUCAAGGUGAAAUUGCAUCUGCGGACAACCUGGUCCAGAAGAUUCCAGCUGCGGGUCACAGGAAAACGCACCUUCUGGACACUCAAGAAGCUGCACUCAGCAUCCAUUCUGCUGGGGGCGGGAGACUCAGCCUUUGAUGGCUGGUAAGGAUAGAUCCAUAAAAACUGUCUAAUGUCUGACGUGCUUUGUGGGAAACCAUUUGUUUUGAUCGCCCCCUUAUGGUCAGUCCCAGUGGUGCUGCUGGCUGGAGGCCUGGUAGCAGGAGUGUUUCUCCUGCUCUUCCUGGGAGUCGCAGCUUACGUCCUGUGGAGGAGACGCCAAGUGCAGGGGCGCUACCGAGAGCUGCUCGCCCCGGGUCCGGCCGUCCCAAGAUGCAUCACUCCUGUUAUGCUUGGCAUGCGCCGGCUGGAGGACAUCCCCUUCCAGGUGCCACGCAGUAUUAAAAGAUGCACUCAUUCCGGCACGGAGGGGCAGGAGGGGGAUGAGGAGGCGGAGAGAGGCUGGUCAGCCUCCUUCCCUUUGGGGAGACUGCAGCCGCACCUGUACCAGGUCCCACUGGAACCUAGCGAAGGCCCGCCCCCUGCUGGUGGAUCGGUGCAGCUGUGUUUCGGCGUUGCGUACCGGCCCGAUGCGGAGCGGCUCCUGGUGUCCGUGCUCCGCGCUGCCAAUCUGCCGCCCCGCUGCCAGUCCGGCGCCGUGCUGGUCAAGCUGCAGCUGUUGCCUGGAGGUCGGUGCCGGCACCAGGCCAAGGCCCGGCAGAGGGGCUGCGACCCCAGCUUCAGGGACAGCUUUGUCUUCCAGGUGUCAAGCGAGCGCCUGGACCAGUGCACGCUGUGCCUGUCCCUCUUCAGUGUGGACGGCCUGAAGAAGCACCAUCUGGAGGGCAGGGUCCUGUACCCCCUGAAAGAGUGGGCUGUGCGAGACCACACAGGACAGGUGCUGUGGAGGGAUGUGGAGACUGACAACGAUCAGCCCUGCUCCGAACGCGGUGACAUUCAGGUGUCCCUGAACUACAGCCCGCCCCUGCAGCGGCUGACAGUGAUGGUGCUGAGAGCGCGGGGGCUGCGCGGGUUACACAGCGAUCCAGGCAUGUGCAUUCAGGUGACACUGCAGAUCCACACUCAGGUAGUAACCCGCAAGAGGACAGCAGCCAUGAGGGGGGGUACAGACCCCACCUUCUGCGAGAGGUUGUCCUUCAAGCUACCCCCCAAGCACCUGGAUGAGGCCUGCCUGAGUCUGGAGGUACUACAGGCCUCCAUAGGGGGGCUCUGCUCUGCGGGCCUAGUAGUGAUCGGCCCCUUCAUGUACGCCCGUGGCAGAGAGCUGGAACACUGGAGUGAAAUGGUGAGCAAGCCCCAAGAGCUGGUCCGGAGAUGGCAUGGUCUCGGCUCCGCACCCGGGCAGAGACCACACCCCCUGACUGCAGAUACCCCACCCAGCCCCACAUCAAACAGCACGGAGAAAGAGAUCGAAAUGUCAGAGUAAUGCCAUCCUUCACAG